UGGUAAAGGGGUACGCGAGAGAUCGGACGAGGGUGAGGCGGGCUACCGGCGCUGGUGCCCCGAGGAUCGGAGCUCGAGUCGUGAGCUCCGGAGAUCCGUGCGCGAGAGAACCAGAGGACGCGCGAUCGCCCGCGCGUACCGGUAACCGUGCCGGACGCGGAGCGCUGGGAACAGAUAAGGCGCUGGAGAACGGCUUUUUGAAUUAAGGAGAAAAAGAGAGAGAGAGAGGACGAGAAAUAGUCCGCCAGACAUGAACGUUACUUCGGUGGUGGCGAUAUUCAGCAAUGACACCAACAUCACGACAAACGGUCUCGACUGCGGCGGUGAGCCCCAUCAGUACGCGGUAUGGGAGCGCGUGCUGAUAAUGGUUGUCGCCGUCAUCCUCAGUCUCACCACGGUCCUCGGCAACAUUAUGGUCAUGAUAUCGUUCAAGAUCGACAAGCAACUGCAGACGAUCUCCAACUAUUUCCUCUUCAGCCUGGCGGUGGCCGACUUCGCGAUCGGCCUAAUCUCCAUGCCCCUCUUUACGUUGUAUACGGUGCUCGGUUACUGGCCGCUCGGGCCCCACGUGUGCGACACGUGGCUCGCCCUCGAUUAUCUCGCGAGCAACGCAUCGGUCCUCAAUCUGCUCAUUAUCAGCUUCGAUAGAUACUUCUCCGUCACGCGCCCGCUCACCUAUCGGGCCAAGAGGACCACCAUCAAAGCCGCCGUCAUGAUCGGGUCCGCUUGGGGUAUAUCGCUGCUUCUUUGGCCACCCUGGAUCUACGCGUGGCCGUACAUCGAGGGUAACAGGACCGUGCCGAACACCGCGUGCUACAUCCAAUUCAUCGAGACGAACCACUACAUCACCUUCGGCACGGCUAUCGCCGCGUUUUAUGUUCCUGUCAUGAUAAUGAUAAUCCUUUACUGGCGAAUCUGGAAGGAGACGAAGAAACGUCAGAAGGACCUGCCGAACUUGCAGGCCGGCAAGCAAGACGCGAGCAAGCGCAGCAACUCGAGGUGCGACGAGGCUUUAGACAUGGAGGAUUGCAGAAGACAGCGAAGCGAGUCGAGCACCGCCGACGACGUCUCGCACGCCACGCACAUCGCCGUUUCCUACAUUGAUAAGCACUAUCCGCAAUACAAGAGCCACAGACCGUUCUCCUGGACCUGGCUGAAGAUGUGGUGCAUCGCGUGGUGGCACAGCGGUCGAGACGACGAGGAUGACGACGAGGAGAUCGCCGGACCGGAAAGCAGCCGCACCGGGGUCGGCUACGAGGACACGCUCACGCCGCUGUCGGCCGAGACGCCGCUUCCCAGCACGGUAUCGCGGUGUCCCUCCCUCAGCGCGAUACAGGCCACGGGACUCGCCUUGGACAAGGCCGCGGCGCAGCACGAGUACAAAAGGCCGACGCGGCCGGUCGACCUCAAGAAUCUCUCCAGCGAUUCCGUUUAUACGAUUCUGAUCAAAUUGCCGAGCAACGGCGGCAAGUACAGCGAGGGGCCGAGCAUAAAGAUGAUCCCUGACGAGUCCAUGUCGAUCCAAUUGCACAGCAUGAUGGAAGACAGCGAGGACGACGGCGGUGGUGGAGGCGGUGGCGGCGGCGGCGGCAGUGGCGUUGGUGCCAGCAAGUUCUUCCGUCUCGGUGGCGGCUCCGUAUCGAGCCCGUCGACGGUGACGAGGAGGCCGUCGCAGAUGCCGGACAUCAGGAUACCGCUGAACGCGAAGAACAUACCGAAGACACUGACGACGGGCAAGGGCAUACUGAACAAGCAGCCGAACAAGAAGAAGAAGAAGCUGCAGGAGAAGAAGGCCGAUCGAAAGGCCGCGAAAACGCUCUCGGCCAUCCUGCUUGCGUUCAUCAUCACAUGGACCCCGUACAACAUCCUGGUACUCCUCAAGUCCAUCACCGCCUGCUCGUGGUACAUACCCCAGCAUCUGUGGGACUUUUUUUAUUACCUUUGCUACAUCAACAGUACUGUGAACCCGAUGUGCUACGCGCUAUGCAACGCGGCUUUCCGCAGAACCUACGUGAGGAUUCUCAAGUGUAAGUGGCACAGCAGAAACCGCGGCACCACGGGGUGAUAAUCAGUAACCCGACGAUGCGCGCUUCGACCUUUUUGCAUCGGGGAGAGGGUGCAGCCCCCUCCCCCGCGCUUCCGAUAUCAGCACACCACAGAAUUGGGAGUCAACGACCACGUGCGCGCGCGUGUGCACACUCACAUACACAUGCGUACAUAUACCGAAGCAACGUUGUAUUAUUAUUAUUAUCAUUAUUAUUGUAAUUAUUAUUAUUAUUGUUAUAUCGCCGUUUACUUUUCCUACGUUUUAUGUGUUUCUCCGAGCGCACGAAGAAACGGAAACGAGGAGACCGGCGACUGCCGCGAACGGGUUUGGCGCUCGCGACUGCCAAACCACCCUGUCUCCAACGAUAUCGCUCGUUGUUACGGGUACAUCCGGUCGUUUGUGUCGCGCAUCUUUCGGGCCCAGCCUCCGGACCGCCAGGCCGCGCGCGAAGAAAGGCUACUGGAUUUUCUUUUCACCGCGGGAUAAGAGAAUUAACUCUUCGACGACCGCGUUGCUUCCGCGCGCCGACCCGAUCGCGCGCAUUUUUCAGUGGAAAUUCUAUUAAUCGUCAGUAAUUACGUCGAUAACUCGGUUAUCCCGCGACGUGACGUCCGAGUUUAAUGCUCUCUCGAACGUAAUGGUAUCGCUCUAUAAUUACAUUGGUAUCCAUGAAUGCGUAAAAAGAAUUAAUCGCGAACUAAUGUAUCCUUGCCGGGGAAUUAACGAGGGGUGUUAACUGUGACACAGGUGGGCGACCGGGCUCCUCACCCCGCGUGACAACGCAGGGGCGCUUUGUUUGUUCAUAAUGUUCUCGGAUCAUUUCUCGAAUUUCGUACGGCACUGAUAUCGAUCGUCUAUAUCAAGACGCGUGAAUAUUUAAUGAGGCAGCGGUUCUUAAGCUUUUUGAGUCGCAGACUCUUGGGGGGGAGAAACCAAGGGUUCUCAGCUUGAUUAUUGUUCCCGUAACUUGGACAGUCGAGGCCGAAGGCUUUUCAUUCUAAUGAUAAAUUGACGGGGGACGUGGAUGACGGCAUUACGUCGGAGAAUUGGGUAACCCAGUCAGAAAUGAUUCGUCGAUCGACGUCGAACGACGUCAAUUCG
Vollenhovia emeryi is the source of this 3148-nucleotide messenger RNA. It is a transcript of the gene mAChR-A, whose product is annotated as muscarinic acetylcholine receptor DM1. Gene Ontology annotation, cellular component: dendrite; synapse; plasma membrane. Gene Ontology annotation, biological process: G protein-coupled receptor signaling pathway, coupled to cyclic nucleotide second messenger; adenylate cyclase-inhibiting G protein-coupled acetylcholine receptor signaling pathway; chemical synaptic transmission. Bases 251 to 2065 code for a protein of 604 amino acids. The transcript is spliced from 5 exons. The record is from RefSeq and is a predicted model, not a curated record. Lineage: Eukaryota; Metazoa; Arthropoda; Insecta; Hymenoptera; Formicidae. Gene Ontology annotation, molecular function: G protein-coupled serotonin receptor activity; G protein-coupled acetylcholine receptor activity.